Fraxinus pennsylvanica is the source of this 867-nucleotide messenger RNA. The record is from the annotation of a GenBank genome assembly. Lineage: Eukaryota; Viridiplantae; Streptophyta; Magnoliopsida; Lamiales; Oleaceae.
AUGCAUCGUACGUACUUGCAAUCUAUUUCAGAACCAGAUUUUUAUUCCUUCGUACAGCAAAUCCCCAGUGCUAUGGACUGGAAAUGGCUAUGGGAAUUCUUGGAGGGUAUGAUAAAGCCGGUGGCGGCACUGGCGGUGGUGCUGGUGGCGGUGCUAUUGUCGUAUUUUCAGAGGCUUCGUUUGGAAGGUGAAAUGGUUUAUGCGGUUUUCAGGGCUUUUCUUCAACUAUCUGUUAUUGGGUUUGUUCUGCAGUUCAUUUUCACUCAGAAAAAUGCUGGAUGGAUCGUUCUGGCUUAUCUUUUCAUGGUUUCUGUUGCUGCUUAUACAGCAGGUCAACGUGCUAAACAUGUACCUCGAGGGAAGUACAUUGCAGGGAUGGCCAUUCUUGUCGGAACAGCAGUUACUAUGUUCAUGCUAGUCAUUCUAAAGGUCUUCCCUUUCACCCCCCGGUACAUUAUCCCUGUUGCCGGGAUGAUGGUUGGGAAUGCAAUGACAGUGACUGGGGUUACAAUGAAGAAACUCCGGGAUGACAUCAAGAUCCAAAUGAAUCUGGUAGAGACAGCACUUGCUCUUGGGGCUACCCCUCGUCAGGCAACUCUACAGCAGGUGAAAAGGGCACUGAUCAUUGCACUCUCUCCGGUCUUGGAUAAUGCCAAAACCGUAGGCCUAAUAUCACUUCCGGGUGCCAUGACUGGCCUUAUAAUGGGAGGAGCUUCUCCUUUGGAAGCCAUUCAACUGCAGAUCGUGGUAAUGAACAUGUUAAUAGGGGCUUCAACUGUCAGCAGCAUUUUGUCAACAUAUCUCUGUUGGCCAACGUUUUUCACCAAAACUUAUCAGCUUGAAACAAAAGUAUUCUCUUUAGAUUGA